CUCAGUUCACACCUAGAGAUGUAACAUAACACUUUGUAUUUCGACACAACUGCUGCUCUCGUAUUGCCCAUGAUACAUUAGAGAAUACGAUUGUAAUCUCUUCGUAAUCUGAAGACAGACGCUAAAUCCCUCUACUUAAAUUGCUUUAAACCUAUGAAUAGCCUCGCUCUCAGAUGAGAGCAUCAUAGCCGACAAAACAUCGUAAUAUUCCUCGAUUAGAACGAGGUGACACCCAAGGCGGACGGUAUUCGGUCCGUCCACCUAAAGUCUGGCAGGUUUUUGCCUAGGCUACGGAUAAAAUGUGGGAUGAAGUUGAUCCGUCGGCGCCGGUUAAGUAUGGCGCUGUCAUAGCGGUCACAGUGAUCUGCGUUGUUCUGUUGAGAAAAUGGAUUGCUGGGGGUGUGUGUCAAUCUUCAGUCCAAUUACGCGGCAAGACGGUGUUGGUCACCGGUGCCAACACCGGUAUUGGCAAGGAAACGUGCCGUGACAUGGCACGUAGAGGGGCGCGGGUGGUGAUGGCAUGCCGCGACCUGACACGGGCUGCGAGGGCGGCGGACGAGAUUCGUCAGGCCACGGGGAACAGCAACAUCGUAGUGCGGCACCUGGACCUGGCCUCUAUGUACUCUGUCAGAGAGUUGGCCAGAGAGUUCACUGCCAGUGAGGAUCGCCUAGAUAUACUCAUCAACAAUGCCGGUGUGAUGAUGUGCCCUAAGUGGCUAACAGAGGACGGCUUCGAGACACAACUGGCUGUCAAUCACCUCGGACACUUUCUGCUGACCAAUCUCCUUCUGGGGAAGCUCAAGAGCUCCGCCCCUAGCCGUGUGGUCAAUGUGUCUAGCAUUGCACACAAAGGGGGUAAGAUCCAGUUUGAUGAUCUCUUCUUUGCCAAGAGGCCGUACAACUCCCUGGUCAGUUACAGGCAGAGCAAGCUGGCCAACGUGCUAUUCUCCAGAGAGCUGGCCAGAAGGUUGAAAGGUACGGGGGUGACGUCCUACAGCCUGCAUCCCGGGGUGAUCAGGACAGAGCUGACUCGCCAUGUGGAGACCUGGUUCCCCAUGCUGAGGGCCAUCCUGUCAGCCCCCUCCGUGCUCCUCAUGAAGACCCCCACCCAGGGUGCCCAGACCUCCAUCUACUGUGCUGUCACCCCAGGGCUGGAGCACAAGUCUGGCAGCUACUUCAGUGACUGUGCCAUGACGGAGACCGCCCCAGAGGGGAGGGAUGAUGCGGUGGCCAAGAGGCUUUGGAAGGAGAGUGCCCGUCUGGUGGGUUACAUAGAAAAAGACUGAACAAUCCCCUUCACCUUCAAACCAUAGAGAAAGACUGAACAACCCCCUCCACUUUCAAACCAUAGAGAAAGACUGAACAACCCCCUCCACAUGAAAACUAUAGAGAAAGACUGAACAACCCCCUCCACCUUCAAACCAUAGAGAGAGACUGAACAACCCCCUCCACAUGAAAACCAUAGCGAAAGACUGAACAACCCCCUCCACCUUCAAACCAUAGAGAAAGACUGAACAACCCCCUCCACCUUCAAACUAUAGAGAAAGACUGAACAAACCCCUCCACCUGAAAACUAUAGAGAGAGACUGAACAACCCCCUCCACCUUCAAACCAUAGAGAAAGACUGAACAACCUCCUCCACCUUCAAACUAUAGAGAAAGAGUGUACAACCCCCUCCACCUUCAAACCAUAGAGAAAGACUGAACAAACCCCUCCACCUUCAAACCACAGAGAAAGACUGAACAACCCCCUCCACCUGAAAACUAUAGAGAAAGAGUGUACAACCCCCUCCACCUUCAAACCAUAGAGAAAGACUGAACAACCCCCUCCACCUUCAAACCAUAGAGAAAGACUGAACAACCCCCUCCACCUUCAAACCAUAGAGAAAGACUGAACAACCCCCUCCACCUUCAAACCAUAGAGAAAGACUGAACAAACCCCUCCACCUGAAAACCAUAGAGAAAGACUGAACAACCUCCUCCACCUUCAAACUAUAGAGAAAGAGUGUACAACCCCCUCCACCUUCAAACCAUAGAGAAAGACUGAACAACCCCCUCCACCUUCAAACCACAGAGAAAGACUGAACAAACCCCUCCACCUUCAAACCAUAGAGAAAGACUGAACAACCCUCUCCACCUUCAAACCAUAGAGAAAGACUGAACAAACCCCUCCACCUUCAAACCACAGAGAGAGACUGAACAACCCACUCCACCUUCAAACCAUAGAGAAAGACUGAACAACCCCCUCCACCUGAAAACUAUAGAGAAAGACUGAACAACCCCCUCCAUCUUCAAACCAUAGACUGAACAAUAAUUUCAGUUGGUUGGAUAAUUUAGCCAAUUUUAAACACCUGAAACAGCUUUUUCCUGCAAUCUAGAGCCAUGAUCAUUAUGUUUAAUUUUAUGUUAAAAAUAUGUAUAUUUUUCUGCAUAUCUAAGCAUACUUUUUGAACUGUCUGUAUCCACCUGACUAGGGGUUCUUUUUUUAAAGGAACAAAAUAUUCUUCUCUACAUCUCUGCUAAAAAUCUGGGUAAAAGAUUGAAAGGAAUGUGAGUCUUAUUCAGUACAUUUAAUAAUUCCUCACUUUUCUAAAGUCUACCAACCUUGCCAGCAGGCAUGCCAGCUAAGAUAGUUAGACAAGCUAGCUACUCUAACUUGUUAGCCUGAAAUGGCUUCUUUAUAGCUAGUUGUGAGGUUGGGAGAUUGGGAACCUAUCUGGGCUAGCUAAAGCCAACUUCAUAAAAUUGCUAGGAGGCUAUUUAUUUUUUCAUUUAUAAAAAUAGGACACGUCUGAAGGGGCACGUGCCCCUGUGCCGCCUAUGGGCAUUAUGCCUCUGCCUGAUAAUAUGAAUGUCAGUUGAGAGUGUUGUACUUAGUAGCUUAGUACAUUGGGAUGAAUAUUACACUGGUGAUCAUGCAUUUACUGCAGUUUAACACUUUAGAGUGUCAUGUUUAUGAAAUAAGCAGGUAAAUAGUAUAUUUCAUCAUUAGAGAUUGCAGGUAAUUAUUGCCAAGUAUUUACCUGGUUAUUUCCUGAGGGCACUGUAAAAGCAUGUUUAUACUAAAUGUUCUCUGUAAAGAGUAGUUUGGAAUUCACUCCUGAAAUGGGAAACUACUGAUGGUCGUUCUGUUUUUCAAGGAAGGAUCAUCUUCAAGGUAGUUUUGCAAAGUAGCAACAAGGACUAUCUCAAAUAAAAUCUUAGCUUUGUUUCUGUUGUUACCUUCAUUUGAAUAACAAAAAUGUGUGUUUGCAUCAAACUGUAUAAAUGCUAUUAUCUUAUUCCAUCUGUAAAGGUUUUCUAGCAUGCAGUGA
Salvelinus fontinalis (brook trout) is the source of this 3313-nucleotide messenger RNA. It is a transcript of the gene crdhl, whose product is annotated as retinol dehydrogenase 12. The record is from RefSeq and is a predicted model, not a curated record. The transcript has 7 exons. NCBI's taxonomy places the organism in Eukaryota, Metazoa, Chordata, Actinopteri, Salmoniformes, Salmonidae. The coding region runs from base 300 to 1286 and encodes 328 amino acids.